Messenger RNA from Coregonus clupeaformis (lake whitefish), 7065 nucleotides. RefSeq names its product microtubule-associated protein 4. Lineage: Eukaryota; Metazoa; Chordata; Actinopteri; Salmoniformes; Salmonidae. Gene Ontology annotation, biological process: neuron projection development; microtubule cytoskeleton organization. The transcript is spliced from 16 exons. Gene Ontology annotation, cellular component: neuron projection. Bases 139 to 3399 code for a protein of 1086 amino acids. The record is from RefSeq and is a predicted model, not a curated record. Gene Ontology annotation, molecular function: microtubule binding.
UGAGCGUGGAGAAGGAGGUGGGCUGUUUUCCUGCGUUCAGCGAGUGAAGCGCACUGUACGAGAAGGUGGAACAGACUUCGACCAGCGACAUCCACGACAACCAUUGAGAACUGAUCAAAAAGAGACAGCAUUGGGACCAUGGACCUGAGCUUGCAUGACGCUCUCACGGAUGGGGUGCCCCAGUCGGGCCCGGACAACCCGGUGAGGAGGGACUUCAUGGCUUCCCUGGAGAAAGAGACCUUUGAUGACAAAGUGGGCGAGACUGUGGGAAAGACUGACUACCGCCCUCUGCUGGACGGGAAGGAUGGAAAAGGCUCCAGUAUGAUGCCAGGAGGACAGAUGGGGACGGGGAUGCAGCGGCAGGAACCAAUGGGAGAGAAGCGUCCCUGUCAAACUGGACAACAGUCUGCCUUCAAUGCUGACUACCUUUCAGGCCCAGUGUCUAGUAUGAUGGGAAUGUCUGGUGAUCAGUGGGGGAACCAGAACAAAGGAAUGAAGGACAGCAACAUGCCAGACUCUCUCAUGGAAGUUUGGACAAACCCAAACCCCUGGGCAGGGGGUCAAUCCAGGCUGCAGGCCUCAGAGGGUCUCCCCCUCUCCUCCAGCAACUCAGUGGAGGAGAGCCCCAACUCCGACCCCCUCAGCCCCUAUGGCUUCCACAGCCAGGAGACCGGCUCUGGGGACGAGAGGGGGAGUGAAGGGGUCAACAGCAGCAGCAAGCAGCAGAAGAGGAAGAAGAAGAAAAGGAGGUCCAGGGAGGAGGUGUAUGACUUCAUGGACAGGCAGGAGGCUCCGGAUGCAAAUGAGGAGGAGGGCGAGACAGAGAGCGGAGCCUCGGACGUCCCUUUGAGCCCGUCCUCCCCGAGCAAGGAGGAGAGCUGGGAGUGUGAGAUCCGAGGGAGGGGUGGGGGUAGGAUCAGGGGCAGGAAGAAUAAGAGCAGGAUGAAGCUCCCAGAGGAGUGGGGGCCAACACCCCAGGAGCCAACGACACCCCAUGCCACCCCAGCCUCGGUGGCCCUGGAGUCUGCAAGGAUCACUGCCUCCGGUCCCUUAAGUUCAACCCUGGAGAACAUCUCCUCCCUCAUAGCCGGCCCCCAGACUAACCCUUUUAGCAGUUUUAUAGAGGACACCAAACUCUCUCACACCCCCACUGCCCCAUCCCUCACUGAGAACCCCAAACCCAGUCACAUUCUCACCACAGACCCUGCCCUUACAGACACUUUUACUAGUAACCUAAACAUGUUUGAGCAACCUCCCCCUGCCAAGGUCAGCAUGGACUGGGAGGCUGAGGCUCCCAUUAAAAACACUGCCUCGGCUGCCCUCCAUUAUGAACCCAUGUGUGUUGAUGACUUUAAAAUAGCCAAUAAAGAUGUCCUACCCCCCAAGAAGGAUGAGGCAGCUCUGUCUUUCACUGACAAAGCCUCCUCUGAUCGUGGCCGUCCUGAGGCCAUGUCGUCUACUUGUGACCAGAAGCAGCUGGGCCCUCAGAGCUCCCCAGGUCUCAGCCCCCAGGUCUCACAGACCUUCUCCUUCCUAGACUCUGUCCUGCAGACCCCCCAAGCCAUCACUCCUGCUUCACAGCCCCAAUGCCAGACCACCACACCCCAGGGCCCUCCUCCAAACACCACCACCUCCUCCUCUUUCCAGAGCACUCCUCCUCCCCUGUUUAGCCACUCCUCCCAGCCUGAUCACGACUCUCCCAGUCCCCGCCCUGCAGUGGGCUCAGGCCUGCCCUUUAUCCCCACCGCACUGCCACUCACAGAGCACCAGGAGCCACCGCUGCCAGAGCCCCCCCUGCUGGAAGUUAAAGCAGAAAAUAAGGACAAACAAGAGAAGGCAGAUUUCUUCCCGAAGACGGAUAACUUGAACAUGUUUGAGAAGACAGAGAAAGAAGAUCAAUCUAAGAAAGUCGACAAUGCUGAUAAGACCUCCAAAUCUGAGAAGAUCCUCAAAGAUGAAGAAAAGUUCCAUAUGACGGAGAAAAGUGAUACAAAUGAAAAAGUGGACAAGCCAGAGAAGACAAACAAAGAUGAGAAGAUGGAGAAGAAAGAAAAUGGGGAGAAAACUGACAAGAUGGUCAAAGCUGAAAAUAACGAAAAGGCUGGGAAAGCUACUGCAAAGUCCCCAACAACCAACGGAAGCAAGCAGGACCUCACCAGCCCAGACAGUAAGGCCAAGCCUGCUGUUGGGUCAACCAAACCAAACUCUGCCAAAACACGGCCCACCUCUUUGUCCACUGGGGACGCAGCUGGCCCCCCAAAACGUUCCUCCCCCACCUCAAGCUCUGCCAAUAAAAAAAAAACUGUUACCAAGGCAACCACUCCCACUGCUUGCACCAAGCAGCCAACGGCCGCUGCCAGUCAAACCCCUACAGCCACCAAGUCCAAGACUCCGGAAAAUGGUCCUCCUGUGCCAAAGGCCAAUGGCACGGCCAAUAAGAACGGUUCCUCUACAACUGCCACUACUAAACCUGCUGGUCCACACCCCUCUGCUAGUGCCCCCUCUAUGCGCCGCAACACAGUUCCCAAGACUGAUAUCAAGCCAGGUGAUGUGAAGAAGCCUAGUACGCUGAAGACAACACCAAGUAACAACAACCAACCUACACAAUCUAACCCAACCAAGCCCAGGGUACCUCGCACCUCCGCCACUGCUCCGAGCACUCCUGCCACCAAUGGGGAGCAGCCUCGCCGACGCAUCACCAAACCCCCAGUGCCCAAGCAGACUGCUAUGGAGAGGAAACCACCUGUACCCAGAGCACCUAGGACUCCCAGGCCCAUCAACGCACCCCUGCCGGACCUGAAGAAUGUGCGCUCCAAGAUCGGCUCCACAGACAACAUGAAGUACCAGCCUACCGGCGGCAAGGUCUCCUCGGCGGGGGCUUCCCAAUCCAAAGACGGCCCGGGCAAAGUUAUGAUAGUCCACAAAAAACUGGACUUCAGCCAUAUCACCUCUCGCUGUGGCUCCAAGGAUAAUAUCAAGCAUGUCCCUGGUGGAGGGAAUGUCCAGAUUCAGCAUAAGAAGGUGGACUUGAGCAAAGUGACCUCCAAGUGUGGCUCUAAGGACAACAUCAAGCACAAACCAGGUCUGUCCACUACAGGGGGUGGAGAUGUGAAGAUUGAGGCUAAGGCCAAUGGUAAUGGUAAUGGCAAGCCCAAGGUGGAGACAAUGGACAAUAUUGGCCUUGAGGCAGGGGAUGGACAAAUCAAGGCUGGGGGGAUGCCAGAGAAAGCUGCGGGGAAAACAUCUCCCCCUGGUGGAGCUCCAGCUACAGGUGCAGGAAGCAUGGCUAAGGAGAACGGGCAUAAGGAGGCCACGCCUCAACCUAAUCCCUUUGGGGGUGACGGGCUGCGGGACCCGAUAGGCAGGGGCAUGGACAAACACAUCCCUGAGACAAAUUGAGUCUUACAAGCUGAGCUUUCGCGAGAACGCACGGGCUCGCACCACCAACGGCGCCGACCUUAUCUCCUGGCCCACCCCGAUUGGCAGCCACCCCUCACCCCCAUCGCAGCACCUCUCUCUGUGUUUCUCUGGGGUCCGCCAGCUUCCUCCUCCACUCCCUCCAGCUCCGACCCAGCCCCUCGUCACCCAGCCAUUUGGCAGGAGGACAAAUACUGAAUGCUAACAGGACAAGGACUUCUUUAGCACAUUCCAACUUACUCCUUUUACCUCACUAUUCAGUAUCGUAUCACUACUCUCUAUCCUCGUGGAAGUAUUCAAGUAUAGAGACCACAGAGUUCAGACAGAUAGAGCAAGGUCUUACUGUACAGUGGGGUUUGGUCUCUUCUGUAUUGCUCUGGCUUAACUUGCUGUGAUAUAAGUGGUGUAGUAUGACCUCAGAGUGAACCUUCUAGAAUCUAGACCCUCAGUGUUCUGUUAUAGUUAUGUCAGCGCAGAGUGAAACUUAUUAUACUGCCUGCUUCUUUUGUUCCAGCCUAUAUGCACUGUUCUUAUACGUACAGUACUGUAGUGCAGUGCAACCUUGAUCAAAAUCACAAACACCUACAGUGUCGCACUGUAUAUUAGUAUGACUUUUUCGUCAUAGACUAUCACAAUGAGCCACUGCUAUCUAUGUGACAAACCUUAGAUGUAAAACCUUCCUUACCGUACCUAACUCUCUGGAUGAGCAUACCCUCCCCUGUACUGUAGGGAUCCCAGACUUCACUUGUGGCGUUAUACAGUACAUUAUGGCGAUUAGUGAAGCACCCCUUAUUGUGAGCAUGUGGGACUGUCAUGUCAUCCCAAUGAACAGCGGCUAAUAUGCCACCUCCUCAGUUAAUCAAUUCAGUAUGUCUAGAUAACCUUCUGUAAACCUGUGACCCCACCCACAACCCUCAACAAUAAGAAACAAGUAGGCUGUUACAAACAGUAGGACAUUUAACAUCUCUUUAAAAAAAACUCUGUAUUGUGUUUUCGUAAAUUAUUGUAACAAUGAGCUGAUGUGUCGUUAUGUUGUUUCAUCAUCAAUAUACCCUUUCCCUCUUACUGUUACAUCUCUCUGAAAGCAAUACAGUGAGUGGUCUCUGCUGAGGAUACAACUUCCUCUUACACACCCGUCCCCGCACAUGUAAACUUCAGUACGGUACAGUCAGAAAGAGAGAGAGAGAGAGAGAGAAAAACCCUCUUAGGAUCUGUGCACAGAGACUGGAUGCCUGGGGCAGGACAUAAUAGUAAGCAGGAGGCAGCAAAUGAAGUGAGGAAAGGCCUAUGAUUGCACCAGGGGAGUGGAGAUACUCCAACGACGAUCAAGUCUCUGUAGUGUUGGCCAAAUCGUUGGGACAGGGAAGACGAAUAGAGAGCCAUGUUGAAGGAAAGCAAGAUUUAGAUAGAUAGAUAUUUUUAUGAUAACAAUAUUAUCAUAAAAACCCAAUUACAAUUUUAAGUCAAUAUCAAGAGAAGUUUGUGAAGGACAAAGACUGUCAUAAAUUGAUCUCCAAUGUAACAAUUGUACAUUUUAAUUAUUCUCAACUAAUCCACUGUUAAAUAUUAAUUGAUUUGAAUGGCUGCUUAUGCUACUGGUUCCACUGUGAAUAGUGACAUUAUUGUGUAACAAUAGGGCACAAUUGCUUAAUCAAGCUACAUUAAAAAAAAAUAUAUAUAUAAGCGAAUUACUCUGAUUAACUUGCUGUCGGUUUUGUAAAGAGGUUGGCGGGUGGAAUUGUAUUACAUUACAUGACGAUGAAUUAGGAUCCAGUGUGUGUGUAGUAGUUGAACGAUCUUUGGGAUGGUCUCAUUUUGUGAUCAACAUUUAGACGUCUGUGGAGUCUGUCUGCAGAUUUGUGGUACGUUGCUGGAUCAAGGUCGAGGGCACCCCAUUGCCUUUAAAAUACUGGUAGUUUGGCUCUUAGAGUAAGACAAUUGCAGUUCCUUUUGGAGACAUCCAUCACACUACUCCAAGAGGGAUAAUGGUCACAGAUAUGAAUGUGUAAUUGUGCCUUGUAGAUUCUCAAGGCUGAACUGUAACAGGUGUACAGUUCCCAAAAAAGUAUAUUUGUGUCCCACCCUAAAACACUUUUACUUUGAUUUAUUUUGUUGUACUGUAAUGAUAUGAUGCUGCUUGAUGUCGGUAAGGCGUAAUUUGAAUCUAUUUGAGUGUGUGCACUGCAGUGGAGGAAAUAAUAGUGAUCAUCAAUGGCAGAGAUAAUCAAAGAGCAAGUGAUCAAAUUAUCGAGAAUGAAAGCAAAAGCCCCUUAUGAUAUUUAUAAGGUAUUCUUUCCCCCAACAUUCCCAUGGUUAGUUCAAAAAAUUUAAAGAAAUGAAUUGUUCCUGAAGAACAAGUCUUACAAUGAUGAAAGCAGAUGAAAGCACUUUGAAUGCACAGUGGCAUGUACAUUUCAUGUUUGAGCUCUACAGUAUGUUUGAGUGAACCGUUGCCAUGAUUGGAUGAACAGAUGUGUCUUUUAGUCUCCUUGGUGGUAACCUUGCUCACUGGUCACGUUAGUGGACUUUGGUGUCAGGCUUUGGGUCAAUGGUCACUCACGCUCAGUCUGUUCUCGUUGUGCCUGUUAGGCAUCACAUUUAUGAACACUCACCUUUCCAACACUUAACUACUGCUUGCACCACCACCCUUCCACCAGUCUUCACACAUUCGUUUGUAUAUAGACAUCCACAUGUUUUUAUCAUCACAGGAAAAAAAGGUAUUGAUAUUAGGGUCUUUAUGGAUGUUGAGAAAUGUCUUUCACGUUCAUGAACCCAUUUCCGGAGAGUGUUUUCUUUCUGGAGUCUGCCUUUUUUCAGAAAGGGCUGAAGUACAAGAAUGUUUUUACAAUUUAAUAUAUUAAAGAUGCAAGAUAUGAAUAUAAUAUGUAUGAACUUUUUGUUUUGUUGUAAAAAUCACAAUAAGACACUUAUACUCAAUCUAAAUUUGACUGACACUAGGAAGUGUGUGUCGAGUCCAGUAUGGGGACAGCAGCAGACUGUGAAUAUCUUAAGCAUUCAGCGAUGGUUAGCAUCUCAAUGGUUGGUCUAGGUGUGCUUUUACCCACUCCAAGUGGAUAAACUGAUAUUUGCUUGAAUAAAUUAACACUUUUAUCUGCCUCUUACACUUAGACUUACUAUAUGUAAAAAAUCUACAAGGAAAAAAGAAUCAUCCGAUUUAAUGCUUAUUGUUCCAAAUGUUUUGUGUCACUGGUGAGCUUAUCGAGUGCUCAACUUUAAUCAUGAACCAGGCAUUGUGAGGAUAGGUCGAAGGUCAAGCUCCCACAUGCGGCACCUGACACACAUAGCCCUUGAAUGUCGCCCAGACAUCCCUCCCCCACCCCCCUUGUGAGACUAACAGUAACUGUCUUUUGGCAUGUGUUAUGUAGCGUGCUUCUGUAAAGCACCAAGGAGCCCAUAGCUGUGCUUCUUCUUAGAGCACACCUACAGUGUGUAUUAUUCUCCAUAGUGCACACCAUAAGAGCAUGCAGAAGACAAUGGAUUGUAAACAUCUGUCAUAGAUAGGAGGAGUUCAUUGUUUCCCUUCCGAUUUGAGAUGUAAUGUAAUUUGGUAUGAAAGAGAUGUUCAUUGUGAUUCAUUGUUAACUAGUGAUGUGAAUAUUAAUCAUGAAAUAAAAGACAAGCAAAACA